Molecule: messenger RNA, 2334 nt
Organism: Closterium sp. Naga37s-1
Lineage: Eukaryota; Viridiplantae; Streptophyta; Zygnematophyceae; Desmidiales; Closteriaceae
Source: the annotation of a GenBank genome assembly
AUGCUGCCGGCCUUAGUAAGCACUACAACGGGGGAUCGUGAAUGUCCGCACGAUGCGUGCGCAGCGAAGGUACCGGCAGCGCCAGCGCCAAUCGCGGCGGAGUAUUCGGAAGAGAUGCCGCUCGUACUAGCGGAUAACGACGAGGCAGGACCAGGACCCCGGGCAUCUUCGCGAUUCGAGGCGGAAUGUCUGUGUGAACCGCGUGCGUGCGCGCAAGAGGGGGCGCGUGCGAAGGGGGAAGCGCUCAGCGGAAGGGGGAGGGGGGCGGGCGGAGACGCGCGGCGGUGCCGGUGGGCGGUGAGGGUGGGGGAGUGGCAGCCGAGCGCGGAGGAGUUUUGGGCGGCAGUGGCGCUGCUGCCCGCGGAACACCACGCGCACGUUCUCAGAUUGAGCCUCUCUCAGGUGAUUCCCUCCCUUGCAGCCCUGACCUUCCAACCCCGCCUCCUCCUCCCCGCCCACACCCCGUCCCCGCGCACUUCCCCUCUUACCCCCACCCCGGCCCCCCCAUCUUUUCCCUUUGCGGCGCCCCCCCAUCCCGCCGACGCCUCCUUCUACUCGUUCCCCCGCAGGUUUCUCUGCCUGUCCGACCGCAAGCGCGCGCUGGUGAGCCGGCUAGCGCAGAUGGCGCUGGUGGCGCGCGCAUGUGGCGCGCGGGGGGGCGAGGUGGCGCUCGUGCGGACGAGGGAGGGGAAGCCGCAUUACCAGCCCACGGGCAUUGUCGGCGUCGACGUGGCGGCGCACGAUUGGCCGGAUUCUGCAGCCGCCGCUGCCGACAUGGUGGCGGCUGCUGCUGUGGAUGGAGCUAGGGAGGAGUGCUCGCUGCGGCUGAAGCAGGGCUGGAAUGGUGGCAGGAGUGGGGAUGGGGGCAGGAGCGGUGAGGAAGCAGAGUGUGGCAAGGAGUGGGGGGAGGUGGAAGCGGUGGUGGCAGGUCGAGUGGGGGGUGGAGAAGCGGUGGGGGAGAGGGAGAGGGUAGUGAUAGAGGAUGGGGGAGAGGAAGGUGGGGGAAGAGAGCUAAGAGAGGAAGGUGUGAAGGCGUCACUGGGGGCGAGUGCAGGAGAAAAGGAGUCGGGAGGAAGGGUAUGGGCGCUGAAGGAAUCAUAUGUGAAGGCCAUAGGCAUGGGUCUGGGGUUUGACCUGAGCCGCAUCAACUUCACUUCCCCACGCCCGCUCUCCCUUCCACCCGAUGCCCUUCCUCCCAGGGUAUGGGCGCUCAAGGAAUCAUACGUGAAGGCCAUAGGCAUGGGUGCCUUCGCUGCUCCUGGUAGCGGCAAGGGGAAAGGCGGAAACGGAAACGGGGGAGGCAAAGGGAACGGUGGCGGAAAGGGCAGCGGGAAAGGCGGGAAUGGUGGCGGCAUUGUUGGCGCGCUGACUGGCGGAAACUCGACAGGGGGGUGGGGCGCGGGCGGCAUAUUCUCCGGACUCUCCGCGCUCUUUGGCAACGGCUCCGCGCCGAGCGACCUUGGGGGCAUCUUCGGGCGCAAGGGCGGGAAUGGGAAGGGCCAGGGGAACGGCGGAGGCAAGGGGAAGGGCAAGGGGCGGGGCAGGGGGAACGGCAAGGGGAACAGUACGGAGAGUGCUAGCCCUGCGGGAGUGGCGACAGCUGCCAGCGCGAGUCAGGCAGUGGUGGGGGUGAUGGGGGUAGGCAACGGCAAGGGGCAGGGGAACGGACAGGGGCAGGGGAAUGGUCAAGGAAAGGGGAAGGGGAAGGGGCUUGGGUGGGGUAAGCGCGGGAAGAGCGCGGGUGGCGUGUUGGUGAAGCUGAGGGGCAGCAGUGUGGCGGCUGAUGCGCUGACAGCCCCUGGCGAUGCCAACGCCACUGGCGUCCUUGAAAUCACCCUCCUCCCGAACGGCACGGACUACGACGUGGCCUUCACGGCGCGCAUCUCCCUCUCCACUCCCGCCGCGCCCACAGCGCUCACUCUCAACAGCGGCAGCGCCGCCACCACCGGCGCGGCUCUCCUCGACCUCUCCACAGCCACGGCCGCUGACGGCACGUCCCCCCUUGUAUGGACUAGCAGUGACGCUGCCUCCUCGUCCUCUCUUGGCAGUAACAACCUUAUGGGGCGCGCGUGGGGCCGCCUGCAGCGAGCAGUGAAAGGCUCUGCUGCCCGCACGGUAGGCCUGCACACGUUCACUCUCACGGGCGUGUGGCGGGCCGCUGGCACUGUUGCUGCUGCGGACGGCGUGCAGACGGUGAGGGACGUGGCGCUGGCUGUUGUGGCGCAGCCCAGCGCGUUCUAUGCUGUGGUGGCUUCGCCGGGGUUUGAGGCGGGCGCUGCUAGGGGGCAGUUUCAGAAGGCGCCCAAAGGAUGGGCGUUUGGGCUGAGGAAGUGA